Messenger RNA from Zygotorulaspora mrakii, 930 nucleotides. It is a transcript of the gene MTC2, whose product is annotated as Mtc2p. The transcript has a single exon. Bases 1 to 930 code for a protein of 309 amino acids. Lineage: Eukaryota; Fungi; Ascomycota; Saccharomycetes; Saccharomycetales; Saccharomycetaceae. The record is from RefSeq and is a predicted model, not a curated record.
AUGCUGGUUAAGGCCUUACCUGAUUUCGGAACCUGUUUAAGCUACUCCAUUAGCGCGAGGAGGAAUCUUGUCUAUAUUUAUAAGAAGCAAAGCGGGAACAAUAUUGAUACCGAACGACACUCCGAAAUUGUGAAGAAUACGAUCGACCGCAGUUAUGAGGGCCGCGGAAUCGUAUCCCGCAUCAUGGAGAAAUACCCCAGUGAAGAAGACCAAGACCUGCUAUCACCUGCUGGCAACUCCGUCUCGAAACUGGAAAUCGUAAUUAUACCUAACAUUUGUCAAUAUAACAAGGAGGAACAAGUCAAACUGGUCAAGAUGAUCAAAAAUUGCAACUCUGGAGGCUCCAGGUCUUCCAGGAUAUUCAUCGGGAUGGUUCCAUGGGCCAUGGCUGACCACGAAAGACAUAUCAUUUCGAUGAGAGAUUGGCUCAAGCACAGAUUUUGGAUUGCUUGUUUAGAACCAAACGAAACUGACUCUGUGAAUUUAAGAACAGAGCCUAGUUACGAUAUCCCGUAUACAGAGGUCCAUUGUAGUCCGGCAGUUCGUCGCUACGUGCUAGAUGUAAUGGUUCAUCUGCGAAUGCACCGAUUCGUGGAUAUCACCAAGGGAGGUGGCAUCCAAACCAUGGCGCUCAAUGACGUCAUCGUCUUAAGCCAACUCAUCAGUAAAACCACCUUCAAAAAAAACUUUAUAACCCCGGAACAUGUCAAAAUCGCAUGCAUCUGGUACUUUCCCCUGCAUAUUGACAUGCUGAAGGAUGCAUCCAUCGACACAACCGUACAGUACGGCAGCCGACCUGAUAUGAUAGAUGAUUUCCUGGACAAACUCUAUAAACUGAAUGACGAAGAAGCUAAAAAAAUAGAAAAUCCUCUUUUUUUAGAAACACUAGUUGUGCAUGACGUGCUGAAUAAAAUCGUGCCCCCCGUAUAG